Molecule: messenger RNA, 2890 nt
Organism: Talpa occidentalis (Iberian mole)
Lineage: Eukaryota; Metazoa; Chordata; Mammalia; Eulipotyphla; Talpidae
Gene: PWP2
Product: PWP2 small subunit processome component
Exons: 21
Coding region: 28-2784 (918 amino acids)
Biological process (GO): ribosomal small subunit assembly; maturation of SSU-rRNA from tricistronic rRNA transcript (SSU-rRNA, 5.8S rRNA, LSU-rRNA)
Cellular component (GO): Pwp2p-containing subcomplex of 90S preribosome; small-subunit processome
Molecular function (GO): protein binding
Source: RefSeq, a predicted model, not a curated record
CUGCGCGGGGACGCACGUGCGGCCGCGAUGAAGUUCUCGUACCGGUUCCGCAGCCUGCUGGGCGCCGUGUACCGCCGCGGGGACCUGAGCUUCACGCGCGACGGCGGCGCCGUGGUCAGCCCCGUGGGCAACCGCGUGUCCGUGUUCGACCUCAGGAACAACAGAUCGGACACGCUGCCCCUGGCCACGCGGUACAACGUCAAGUGCGUGGGGCUGUCCCCGGACGGCCGCCUGGCCAUCAUCGUCGAUGAAGGAGGCGACGCGCUGCUGGUCAGCCUGGCGUGCAGGUCCGUGCUGCACCGCUUCCACUUCCAGGGCUCCGUGCACAGCAUCGCCUUCUCCCCCGACGGCAGGAAGUUUGUGGUCACCAAGGGCAACCUGGCCCAGAUGUACCACGCCCCCGGGAGGAAGCGGGAGUUCAACGCUUUUGUCCUGGACAAGACCUACUUUGGUCCGUACGACGAGACCACCUGCAUCGACUGGACGGACGACUCCCGGUGCUUCGCGGUCGGGAGCAAGGACAUGUCCACCUGGGUGUUUGGGGCCGAGCGCUGGGACAACCUCAUCUAUUACGCACUGGGGGGGCACAAGGACGCCAUCGUGGGCUGCUUCUUCGAGUCUGGCAGCCUGGACCUGUACACGGUCAGCCAGGACGGAGCCCUGUGUGUGUGGCAGUGUGACACGCCCUCCGAGGGCCUGCGGCUGAAGGCGCCCGCGGGCUGGAGAGCCGACCUGCAGCAGGGGGCGGGCGAGGAGCAGGAGGAGCCGGAAGAGGAGGAGGAGGAGGAGGAGGAGGGCAGCGGGUGCGGGAGCACCAUCCGGGGCAAAGCCGCGCCGGCCCCAGAGGAGCAGCGAGGGAAAGUGAAGUACUCCCGGCUGGCCAAGUACUUCUUCAACAAAGAAGGGGACUUCAACAGCCUGACCGCCGCGGCCUACCACAAGAAGACCCACCUCUUGGUCACCGGUUUUGCUUCUGGAAUCUUCCACCUUCACGAGCUCCCAGAGUUCAACCUCAUCCACUCCCUGAGCAUCUCUGACCAGAGCAUCACUUCCGUCGCCAUCAACAGCUCCGGGGACUGGGUCGCCUUCGGCUGCUCAGGCCUGGGCCAGCUGCUGGUGUGGGAGUGGCAGAGCGAGUCCUACGUGCUCAAGCAGCAGGGCCACUUCAACAGCAUGGUGUCGCUGGCCUACUCCCCCGACGGGCAGUACAUCGUGACCGGCGGGGACGACGGCAAGGUCAAGGUGUGGAGCACCCUCAGCGGCUUCUGCUUCGUCACCUUCACGGAGCACUCGAGCGGGGUCACCGGCGUGGCCUUCACCGCCACCGGCUACGUCAUCGUCACCUCUUCCAUGGACGGGACCGUGCGUGCCUUUGACCUGCACAGGUACCGGAACUUCCGCACCUUCACGUCCCCCCGCCCCACCCAGUUCUCCUGCGUGGCCGUGGACUCGAGUGGGGAGAUCGUCUCUGCGGGGGCCCAGGACUCCUUUGAGGUCUUCGUGUGGUCCAUGCAGACGGGCCGGCUCCUGGAUGUCCUGUCUGGCCACGAGGGGCCCAUCAGCGGUCUGUGCUUUAACCCGACGAGGUCAGUCCUGGCCAGCGCCUCCUGGGACAGGACGGUGCGUCUGUGGGACCUGGUGGACAGCUGGAGGACUACUGAGACGCUGGCCCUGACCUCAGACGCUCUGGCCGUGACCUUUCGCCCUGACGGCACGGAGUUGGCAGUGGCUACGCUGAACUCCCAGAUCACCUUCUGGGACCCCGAGAACGCCGUGCAGACUGGCUCUAUCGAGGGCAGGCACGAUCUCAAGACCGGCAGGAAAGAGCUGGACAGGAUCACCGCCAAGCACUCGGCCAAGGGCAAGGCCUUCACCACGCUCUGCUACUCGGCGGACGGCCAGAGCAUCCUGGCGGGAGGAAUGUCCAGGUUCGUCUGCAUUUAUCACGUCAAGGAGCAGAUACUCAUGAAGAAGUUUGAGGUCUCCUGCAAUCUGUCCCUGGAUGCCAUGGAGGAGUUCCUGAACCGCAGGAAGAUGACAGAGUUCGGCAGCCUGGCGCUCAUCGACCAAGACGCCGGCGAGGAGCAGGGAGUCGCUGUCCCGUUGCCGGGUGUAAAGAAAGGCGACAUGAGCUCCCGGCACUUCAAGCCUGAGAUCAGGGUGACUUCGCUGAGCUUCUCCCCGACUGGGCGCUGCUGGGCGGCCACUACCACCGAGGGGCUGCUCAUCUACUCCCUGGACACCCGGCUGCUCUUUGACCCAUUCGAGUUGGACACCAGCAUCACCCCUGCCAGGAUCCGGGCGGCACUGCGCCAGCGGGACUUCACCCGGGCUCUCCUCAUGGCCUUGCGGCUCAACGAGCAGGCGCUGCUGCGGGAGGCGCUGGAGGCCGUGCCCUGGGCCGAGAUUGAGGUGGUCAGCGCCUCCCUCCCUGAGCUGUAUGUGGAGAGAGUGCUGGAAUUCUUGGCUUCCACCUUGGAAGUGUCUCGCCACCUGGAAUUCUAUCUCAUCUGGACGCAGAAGCUGCUCCUGUCGCACGGACAGAAACUGAAGUCCAGGGCGGGUGUGCUACUGCCGGCCGUGCAGUUCCUGCAGAAGAGCAUCCAGCGGCACCUGGACGAUCUCUCGAAACUCUGCGACUGGAACCGCUACAGCCUGCAGUUCGCGCUGGCCCUGUCCCGGCAGCGGGGCCUGAAACGCCCCUCCGAGCCCCUGGACGGCGGGGACGGGGCCGUGUCUGGAGAGGACGACGGUGGCGAGGACAGCCUGAACCUGCUGGGCUAGAGCCGCGCGGCUGCCGCCCCCGAUGGACGCGCCGGCCCCGGACACGGGGCCGGGGACUGUGGACUGGACGCCGGGCUGGCCGAGUCCCCCCGUCGGGAGCAGGGCG